Argiope bruennichi is the source of this 5476-nucleotide messenger RNA. Its product is annotated as mucin-2-like. Gene Ontology annotation, molecular function: protein binding. The coding region runs from base 60 to 5000 and encodes 1646 amino acids. The transcript is spliced from 12 exons. The record is from RefSeq and is a predicted model, not a curated record. NCBI's taxonomy places the organism in Eukaryota, Metazoa, Arthropoda, Arachnida, Araneae, Araneidae.
UAGCACACCUGUGGCAAGAGCGCAUUCUGAAAUCAUUCACAUGGGCCGGUGAUAGGAGAAUGAGACACACAUUCAGUAGCUCUUCUCAUCAGUUAGCGAACGUUCAUCGACCGUUGAGGAUGGCACAGUUCAUCUGGUCUGCCAUCAUCUUCCUCCCGCUGUUGGGAUACCUCUCUCGAGCACAGGAUCUCAGGACUAGCUUAGGUGUACGAGCUUUGAGGAAAGAAUCCGGUUAUGGAAGACCUGUAUUAGCAAUGGCUAACUCUCCACGAUGCACAUUUAAUGGAAAACCAAUAGAGGAUGGCAAAUCCGUAUCCAGCCCGGAGCCCUGUCUCAACUGCACUUGCAGCAAAGGCAUCCUCCUCUGCUACUUGCACACCUGUAACUCUAUUGCUCCUACGCCUGGUUGCCAGAUCGUCAAGAAACCGAACACAUGCUGUCCACAGCUGGAAUGUAGUGAUCUUUUAACUUACCAUGACUACAGAACUGAAAGGACGAGCGAGCCAAGCAACAAAUUUCGCUUUCGACAAGACGACAACCACUUUUUUGGACUUCUGGAGAUGGAUUCGAGGACUGAUCGGUCGCAAGAAUCCACCUUCCCUACCAGAAGAGCAGGCGUGAAAGGUCAGAGACCCAAUUUUUCGUCCAUUCUGAAGGGAAUUUCAUCGCAGAAGAGAUCCGACACCUACGGCCAGUCUCUUUAUGAACAGGAAGAAGAUAUAGAGGAUGACGAGCUUUCACCCGAUAGGAAUAACUCGGCUGGAUAUUGCUUUUCAAGAGGAUACAAAUACUCGGAAGGUAUGGCCAUGCUUUCUCCGACGAAAUGCGAGUACUGUUACUGCAUCGGUGGACAGCAGAUGUGCGUGCGACCCAAAUGCCACCUCAAUAUUGAAGGUUGCGUUCCUCGCUACCAGAGCGGAUACACUUGUUGCCCGUCCCACUACAACUGUGAAGUAGCAUCUGGCGUCUCGACUCUUGGAGGUGAAGAAAAUUCUCAAACAGAAUCAGACAGUGAAACCACAGCAAAAACUAAAGUGACUUCAUGCAACGUGGAAGGGUAUGAUUUCGACGUAGGUGUGGCCGUUCCAAGUAAUGGUCACUGCCAGACGUGUUACUGCACCCAAGCGGGCGUGGUCUGUCGGCGUCUGGAGUGUUCGCCCAGUAUACCCGGCUGCACACCAGUUAUACCCGAAGGACACUGCUGCCCCACACAGUAUAAGUGCGAUCAGAAAAAUGUCAACAGCUCACAUAUCCCUGUGCCACAUAGCACAGAUAACUAUGACGUUACUGUUAUAUCGCCGAUAGAAUCAGAAGGAACAUCUUCACAGUCUUCGAGAACGGAAGAGCCUGAUCUAUACACAGAAACAGCCGAAGACAGUCCAACUACUUAUGUUGAAGAUGCUGAGACAGCUUCAGAAACUAGCUCAGAAAAACAAAAAAUCACAGUCGAAUUACCUUCGGAGUCAGAUCUGGAAAGCAUAUCGGUCAUACCUGAGGAAAACAUCGCGGUUUUAAUACUCACUACAGAAAAGGAAGACGAUGAAGGAAAAGUAACGUCAGCUGAAAUUACCAGUCACACGAGUACUCGAGAAGAAAUAACAACGAAACUUGUUCCAGCAACCAUUUUAAAUGCUAAACGAAAAUCGAAGCCAACAAAAACAUCAACCGUUAACGAUAAAAUUCAAAAUUUUACUCGUUUCACCACACUAGGAGCCAAUACAAAUCCAUCAACGAUCACCACAAGCAGGGAAGGGACAACCCAACAGGAAACUGAUUCUACUAUCGAUGAAAAAGAUACCUAUGCAUAUGAUUACGAGGAGAUGUAUGAAGAUGGAUCGCCCGAUCUCACUGAAACCUUUUCUCCAUUUUUGGACUACAGUACAACGGCAUUUGAAGAAACAGGAGUCGCAGCAAGUAGUCAAGAAAGAUCUCCAAUCGCCAUUAAGCAUCAUAAAAUUAAGCAAAAGAGGCCACAAUCAACCACUUUUCAUCAUAUAUCUACCACUAAAGUAGAUCUUCCAACAACUAAUGAGCUUUUCACUUAUAAUAAGAAAGGAACGGACUUUACACAAGAUGAAUCGACUUAUUCCACAUUUUCACGAAGUGAUAUUGAUGAGACGAUAACAAACGAACCCUCGGAGUAUACAAUUUAUAGUUCAAGUAGGACGAAAAAUCCAGAUACAACAACUAACAUAGGAACUCGAAUUACAAGGCCAUAUACAUUGCAAAAAAUUAAGAAACGUAGACCUGGUAUUGUGACAAAGCAUAAAACUUCACCAUUUAGUACCCAAAACACAAGACCUAUUCAGGUAGUUACAGGUCCAGGCAUGACAGUAGAAGAUAUUUUCAAUACCCAAACAGUUCCUUUGGAUACUACGACUGAAAGAAAAACUUUUGUACCUUUUGCAGCAGAGACAAAUACUCAAAUAUAUAGACCCUACACUCGACCUCCUCAUUUUCAUAAGAAGAAAGUAUCAAAUCGUAGGGGUCAGCCUGAAACUUUGUCAGAAACAACGAUAUUACAUAAAACAACAAAACCAUCUCCACAAGGUAUUGCUGAAUUUCUUCGGACCAUAACACAGACUCAGAAUACACAAACACCAAACUCAUCAAUUGAAGAGGUUGAUUCAACAACCAAGAAAGUCAGUGGAGAUUCAGUAUCUCGAGAAACAUUACCUCCAAUUGUUUUGGCUGCUCCAAAACUUAUAAUGGAAGCUCCAACAUUAGUGAAUACUCAAGAAACAACAAAAACUGAUCCCAUAGUCGAAGAAACAAUUCCCUCUUCACCAAGCUUCAACAUCCAACCGGAGAUUAUAUUUUCGAAUCAUAGUCCAUUUCAAAACCGUAAGCAGCCACCUCGUUUCACUCGCCCAACUCGAGAACCUGAAAUCCCAUUAAUAAUCAACAAUCAUAAAAGAACUUCAACUCGACUGCGACCAGCAGUUGCCUACCGACCUGUUCCAACUCCACCUUCAGAAGAAAAUUCUUUUGUGGAAAUUUCUAACCAUAGACCAACCAAUUCGUUCCGCAGACCAGCAAGUCAAUUCCCCCCUUUCCCUGUUCCAAAUAGGCCCGAUGGUAAUUACCAAAGAGACACGCAUCCUCGAGACUCACAAUCAAAACUCCACAGGAUAGAUUCAGAUGUUCCUGGUGAAUGGGCUGAUGAUUACGAAGAGUAUUAUUACAACACAGAUCAUGACCAUUCAACUUUAACUAAAAUAUUUAAUAACAUUCAGUCUUAUCAGCCGACCUUAGCUAAUGGCGAGUUUUCAGCAAAACUGAAAGCUACCUCGACAUCUGCAACUGUAAAUGACUUAUCUGCAGAAACCAUCACACCUGCAUACAAUGUAGAGCUCGCCGCAGAAGUUGAAUCCAAAGCAAGUGAUUUGCAAAAUGUUGCGUCUGAAUCUUCUGAAAAUACAGAUGGUGAUAAAAAUAGCAAUAACAAAUAUACCACUGACCACAAAAUAUCUGAAAAUAGAGAAGACGAAGCAACUACAAAGGCUGAAAUGAUAACCGAGAUACCUACAACGCCAAUGCCUAAAACGACGUAUUACGUUCCAACGAUUACAACCACCACUCCUGAAGAUACAACCAAAUCAUUCUCUGGCUAUGUGAGAAAUAAAUACAAGGGCACAAGUAUUCACCUUCAUGAUAGUGAACCUAAAUUCUUCAGGGUCGAUGAUGAUGCUGAAAGUAAAAGAAGGGAAUCGGAUUACCGUUUGAUAGAAUAUGGUAAGAAACCUGAAGAGACAUUCAUCAGUUAUACAGAACGAUUAACUCAAAAUCGUCCGACUCUGACAACAGAGGCGCCUGUACAACCCACUAAAGAACAAGAUGAACCUCAAGAAAUUACAGAUGUAUGCUUUGUGGAUGGUCGUUACUAUAACAGUGGAGAGACCAUCACCAAGAGCAAUCCUUGCGAGAUGUGCCGCUGCUUCUAUGGGCAUCCACUGUGUCAGGUGCAGCAGUGCCCCCCACCGCCGGAUCCUUCCUGUGCCCUUGACUACUUGCCUGGAUAUUGCUGUCCACGAGUUACAUGUGGUCUAGAAACAGAUCCCGAUCAGCCCCCGGGAAUCGUCAGCCUGCCUGAGCCAACCAGCCAAGAGAUCCGACGUAGCGACACCGAUAAUCAGUGGAAGCCCCUGCCACACGGUCCCCUACUCCGGACGACUGAAAGCACGUUCAAAGCUGAAUCAACCACCAUAGCUGAUGUCCAGCCAAUCCAUGCCUUUGUCACUCCAAAAUUACAAACUGAGAAGGCCCCAGAAGUGAACAAUAUGUACGUUUGGGCAGGAGAUUCGAAAAUUCAAACGACAGAACCAAGCACUGAAAAACCAGCUGAAACGACAACUGUUAUCACAACAACAGAACAACAAACAACCACGGAGGAAGCUACAACUUCCAGUACAACAGAGCAGCCUACGACGACUGUAGUUUACAGAGAAACUAUCCCCACGACAGAAACUCCAUUAGCUACAGAAAGCACAGAAUCAACUGAAGAAAUCAGAACACUUCCGCCUUCAACAACAACAAUAACGAUUCCUACUACUGAAGUCAAUGAAGUAGUAGAUGCAACAUCAGAACCUAAGCCCCUUGCCCCUAUAUUUGACCCAAAAGCAGAAGAAAAUAAGGGACAGCAGAACAAAUCUGGAAUCCAUGACAAUUCCAGUGGUGUAAGAAAAAUUUUGCAUGAUUUGAUAACACUACCACCUUCUAAAGUCGAAUUGUCUAUUUCUGAUACCUCAAAUAUAAGUACCGUACUACCUGUUAUUAUAACAUUCCCAACCACAGUACCUUCCGUCGAAGAAUUUGGAACGGUUACCAUGAAUAGUGCAGAUAUUGGAGUUGUGACGGAGCUUGGAGGAAACCUUAAAGUUUCAGGUUGCAAUGUAUACGGUAAAUACUACAAAAUAAACGACAAGGUUACAGCUCUGAGUAAACCAUGCACCGAAUGCGUAUGCUCCGCUGAAGGUAUUGCUUGCAACCCCACCUGUUGAUGAAAUACAUCCGUUUCGAUUUGCGCACAUGGAACCCCGUUGGUAACAAUGGCAACCCGCUAGAAUGGACCAAUAGCGUCCUUGUUCUGGCGUGGUACGAACCAAAGCAUCCUGUGAUCGCGCCAGUUUCGAACUUUUGCAUGGACACUACUAAUUUAUUAAUUUAAUGAACUUCACUGAUCUCUUGGGACAAGUUUCGGGGCAUUUCUGUAAGUUGUAUCAACCCUGGUGUCCCUACAAUACUAAUGCUUCUACUACUGUUUUGUUUUGAUUAGAUGCAGUAUAAUUUUAUUGCAUUAUUUUAUAUUUAUUUUUUCCCUUCCAAGUGCCUAAUAUUCAACAAGCAUGAUCAUCUAAUCUCAGACAGUUUUUUGGAAACACUGAACAUUACAGUUUAAUAGGAUUAUUUAAACAACAUUUUCUCACAAAUUUUAUUUUUUAAAACAUUUUGAUUUGCUAGAACUAAAUGAAAAAGU